Molecule: messenger RNA, 915 nt
Organism: Aspergillus niger
Lineage: Eukaryota; Fungi; Ascomycota; Eurotiomycetes; Eurotiales; Aspergillaceae
Exons: 6
Coding region: 1-915 (304 amino acids)
Source: RefSeq, a predicted model, not a curated record
AUGAGUGCUGCUACCACGUCGGGGCCAACUCUCCCCCUUGCAUGCUAUCAUCACGAUUACUCCGUACACUGCUUGGGUAUUUCUGCAUCUGUUGGAUCGAUCCGAAGUGAAUUGCACAGCCCGUCGACUAAGAUUUUGUCGCUCAAGUUUGCUGGAAAUCUCGCAGCCUUGCUACCCCCAUUAUGUAAUCCGGGGGUUUCCCCUCCUCUUGGUUCUCCUCCUCUUCCCGAAUGCUGUCCCAACGGUACCAUGAUCGUCUCACGAGGAGAAUGUGGGAGUUGUGGUGGUGCUCCUGAGAUGUGCCAGUCGGUUGAUGGUGCGACCUGCGCUAAGGAUGUCGUGACUGGUCCAAGUCAUGGCGGAUCUACGAAGAUGACUACUGACGGAGGACAUCUCACCGAAUCUCACGGAGUCAGACCGGAUUGCGGUGAACAACACAUUGCGAUACCUGAUUAUCUGCGUUGCGGAAAUUACCCAAGUGCCUUAAUGGUGGUGGCUAUUCCCCAUCGCGAGCAGAGUUGCAACGAUAAGUACGGAUUGCGUCUUCUGGAGGAUCUCCCACUCGUUCCAGGGACGGCAGCGGAUGGGACGGGUGUUGGUUUUAGGUAUUCUCCGAAAACAAACAUGGGCGGUAUGGCUGCUUAUCGUGUUGCGUUUCCGGAAAUUUCUCAUUCAGGAGAAAGAAGAGGAGAAAUCUGGAGAGAGGAUCAAAGGGAUGGCCGAGCCACGGUAUUUCUUCUGCGUAACGCGACCACCCAGAUUGGUGCCGGAGAUAACUGGCACCCAUGGCUAUACUGCAACGUAACUAUUCGAACUAUUCCCCCACACAUUCCUGAACAGCCAUGGCGUCAGCCAUCCGUCCUCCGUGGCCAUACUAACAUGUCACACGACACUACAUCCAAGCAAGACAGAUAG